CAAAGUUGACGUCUAUCUGACGUUUGGAGGUUGGUUUUAUUUCUUUGCGUUAUUAUGGGGGAGAGCGCUCAAGACAGUUACCAGAAGAGAUGGGGCCACCUGAGGAAGGUGCUGGAGCGUCAGGGGCCCUUCGGGCAUCCGGAAUUCGAACCGUCGCCGGAGAUCCUCGAAUUCGUGAUGAACGGUUGCAAGAUUCUGGUGAUCGGAGCCGGGGGUCUCGGCUGCGAACUUCUCAAGGAUCUCGCCCUGAUGGGUUUCAAGAAUAUCCAUGUCAUCGAUAUGGAUACCAUCGAGCUCUCCAAUCUCAACAGACAGUUCCUCUUCCGACGCAAAGAUAUUGGAAUGUCGAAGGCGGAAUGCGCUGCGGCGUUCAUCAAUUCCAGAGUGCACGGCUGCCAGGUGACACCACACUACAAGAGAAUCCAAGACUUCGACGAAAGCUUCUACAGGCAGUUCCACGUGAUUGUUUGUGGAUUGGAUUCGAUCGUGGCGAGGAGAUGGAUCAACGGAAUGAUGAUUUCUAUGCUGCAAUACGAUGAUGGGGUUCUCGAUCAAAGCAGUCUGAUUCCAAUUGUCGAUGGAGGGACGGAGGGAUUCAAAGGAAAUGCCAGAGUGAUAAUGCCAGGAUUGACUGCUUGCAUUGAGUGCACUUUGGAUCUGUACCCACCGCAAAUAACGUAUCCACUGUGCACUAUUGCGAAUACGCCUAGGCUGCCGGAGCACUGCAUCGAGUAUGUGAAAGUGGUGCAAUGGCCUAAGGAGAACCCUUGGGGCUCCAAUAUCGAUGGAGACGAUCCGCAGCAUAUAACGUGGAUCUACGAGAAGAGCGCAGAGCGGGCUUUGCAAUUCAACAUCACAGGCCUCUCCUACAGAUUGGUGCAAGGGGUCGUCAAAAACAUAAUUCCAGCUGUGGCUUCGACGAAUGCAGUUAUUGCAGCCGUUUGCGCGACCGAGGUGUUCAAACUGGCGACGAGCUGCUGCGUUCCCAUGAACAACUACAUGGUCUUCAACGACGUCGACGGAAUAUACUCGUACACGUACGAAGCGGAGAAGAAGUCCAACUGCUUGGCGUGUUCGCAGGUGCCGCAAACGUUGGAGAUCAAGGAUCCGUCGAAGAUGAAGUUGAAGGAUUUGAUACAGGUGCUCUGCGAGAGCGCCUCAUUCCAAAUGAGAAAUCCUGGCCUGACCACCUACAUCAACGGCAAAAACAAGACGCUCUACAUGUCGACGAUCAAGAGCAUCGAGGAGAGGACCAGGGAUAACUUGAAUAAGACUUUAACUGAUUUAGGAUUAAGUGAUAAUUGUGAGAUUAUGGUAGCCGAUCAGACAUCACCCAACACGCUCAUUUUAAAGCUGAAAUACUUGAUCGAAGAUGUAAACAUGGAUUAAGACAAAUACGCGCAUCCACACACAUUUAAUAUUUAUUUGUUUCCAAUAAAAA
Molecule: messenger RNA, 1441 nt
Organism: Nicrophorus vespilloides
Lineage: Eukaryota; Metazoa; Arthropoda; Insecta; Coleoptera; Silphidae
Gene: Uba3
Product: NEDD8-activating enzyme E1 catalytic subunit
Exons: 3
Coding region: 55-1389 (444 amino acids)
Biological process (GO): protein neddylation
Cellular component (GO): nucleus; cytoplasm
Molecular function (GO): NEDD8 activating enzyme activity
Source: RefSeq, a predicted model, not a curated record